AUGACGGAAAAUCAAAAAAUCUUUAAAAUGUUUGAAGAAUAUAAUUUUGAGUCAGAUGAUAAUUUUCAGACAGGUUUACCAACAAUUGUUGAAUUAAAUAAGGAUAAACCAAAGAAAGAAGUUGAUUCUAUUAUAGAGAAGGCAAAAUGGUUUUAUUUUUGCAAGUAA
Messenger RNA from Entrophospora candida, 168 nucleotides. NCBI's taxonomy places the organism in Eukaryota, Fungi, Glomeromycota, Glomeromycetes, Entrophosporales, Entrophosporaceae. The record is from the annotation of a GenBank genome assembly.